This is a messenger RNA of Thermothelomyces thermophilus ATCC 42464, 3957 nucleotides long. RefSeq names its product ABC transporter. The transcript is spliced from 11 exons. Bases 1 to 3561 code for a protein of 1186 amino acids. Gene Ontology annotation, molecular function: ATP hydrolysis activity; ATP binding; ABC-type transporter activity. Gene Ontology annotation, cellular component: membrane. Gene Ontology annotation, biological process: transmembrane transport. The record is from RefSeq and is a predicted model, not a curated record. NCBI's taxonomy places the organism in Eukaryota, Fungi, Ascomycota, Sordariomycetes, Sordariales, Chaetomiaceae.
AUGGCUGCCGGCGUCGACUUCCCGAAGGAAGCAGAGCAGGCGGAAAAGGAGUCGACCUCGCAACCAACGAGCGAAGACCGGGGCAAUAUUAAUGAUACUAAUAACAAGGGCGCUGAAGAAAAUGGCUGGAGUGCAUACCGGCGCAUCUUCCGAUACGCGGGGCCCUUUGAGUACACCCUCCAGGGCAUCGCCAUCCUGGCGGCCAUUGCAUCCGGCGCCGGCAUCGCGUUGCAGAAUUUGAUUUUCGGCGAGUUUGUCACCGUCAUUACGGACUAUGCUUCCGGCGACUCAUCUAGACAAGUCUUCCUCGACGACGUUGCAGAGCUUGCCCUCAACUUUGUCUACCUUGGAAUCGGUCGAUUUGUUCUCUCGUAUACGUACAACGCGCUCUUGACCUACGUUAGUCACCGCAUCGUGCGCAACAUCCGCCAUGCCUAUCUCAGGGCCGCCCUCAGUCAGGAAGUCGCAUAUUUCGACCUGGGCACCAGCGGUUCUAUUGCAACGCAGGCCACGUCCAACGGCCGCCUGAUCCAAGGCGGUAUUGCCGAAAAGUUGGGCCUCACCUUCCAAGGUCUUGCUGCCUUUGUCACGGCCUUCAUCCUCGCCUUUGUCACCCAGUGGAAACUCACGCUCAUCACGCUCUGCAUUGCUCCGGCCACCAUCAUCUCCAUGGGCAUCGUGGCUGCCAUCGAGGCCGGGUACGAGACCAAGAUUCUCGACAUUCACGCCCAGGCCAACUCAUUCGCCGAAGGUGUCCUCGCCAGUGUCCGAACCGUCCAUGCCUUCGAGAUGCGUGCGAGGCUGGUGGCCAAGUUUGACGAGUUCCUCUCCGAGGCACACCGAUGGGGGAACAAGAACUCGCCUCUCUUCGGCGCCCUGUUCUCUGUUGAAUACACCAUCAUCUACCUGGGAUUCGGUCUUGCUUUUUGGCAAGGUGUCCAGAUGUUGGCAAGGGGCGAGGUUGAUUCACCCGGCCAAAUCUUCACUGUCCUCUUAUCUGUCACCAUCGGCUCGAUCAAUAUCACCAUGCUUGCGCCAUACUCUAUCGAGUUCACCCGUGCGGCAACCUCUGCCGCUUCGCUGUUCAAGCUCAUCGACAGGCAGUCCGCAAUCAACCCGUUCGACGACUCGGGCGAGAAGCCGUCCGAGGUCACCGGGCUGGUGGAACUCGAAAACGUUACAUUUGCAUAUCCCACUCGCCCCGGCGUCACAGUCUUGGAUAACUUCUCGCUCAGAGUGCCCGCCGGCAAGGUCACGGCCCUGGUGGGACAAAGCGGCUCCGGCAAGAGCACCAUUGUCGGUUUGAUUGAGAGGUGGUACAACCCCUCGUCAGGGGUCAUCAAGCUGGACGGACGCCCCAUUGACAGCCUCAAUCUCAGCUGGCUGCGAAAGAACGUCCGGCUUGUUCAGCAGCGGGCGUUGGAUAAGGCGGCCGAGGGACGCACGACGAUAGUCAUUGCCCACAAGCUUGCGACGAUUCGCAAGGCGGACAACAUCGUCGUCAUGUCCAAGGGCCGCAUCGUCGAGCAGGGCACGCACGAAGGACUCGUUGCUCAGGACGGUACUUAUGCUCGGCUGGUCAGGAUCCAGGACCUGGCGGUCAAGGCUGCCGGUUCAUCGUCAGAUGCCGAAGGAGAGGACACUGCCGCGGACGAAGAAGGGCAUCCUGCCGAGCUCACCAAGACCAUGACUCGGUAUGCCACGGAAGACCAGGCCCGGAUGGAGUCUCAGAAAGGACGGUAUGACUUCGAGAACCACAAGAAGCUGGGCUUACUUGGGGUCAUAAUCCGCCUGGCCAAGUUCAGUCCCGAGCUCAUCUGGUGGUACCUCUGCGUCCUGGUGGCAUGCGUUGCAGCCGCCGGCGUCUUUCCCGGUCAAGCCAUUCUACUCUCUAGGAUGAUGAAUGUGUUCACGCUUACUGGCGACGCUUUGAAGGAGCGCGGCAACUUCUUCGCUUCAAUGUUCAUCGUCCUGGCCGCGGGCUGCCUCGUCGUCUACUUUAUAUUGGGUUAUGCGACACUAUCCCAUAAACUUCGCAGGCAGAUCUUGCAUGACAUUCUACGCCAGGAUCUUGAGUUCUUCGACCGGCCAGACAACAGCACCGGAGCCCUUGCGAGCCGCGUCGACUCGCACCCGCAAGCCGUGUUUGAGCUGAUGGGUUUCCAAGUCGGGCUCAUCCUUAUCGCCGUGCUCAACGUUGUAGGUUGCGCCGUCCUGAGCCUCGCCCACACCUGGAAGCUGGGCCUGGUGAUUGUUUUCGGAGGUUUGCCUCCCCUCCUAGGCGCGGGCUGGCUCAAGAUCCGCCUAGACAUGAGGCUCGAUCACAACGUCUCCAAGAAGACCUCGACUAGCGCAGCUAUCGCGUCCGAGGCGAUUACGGCCAUCCGGACCGUUUCGUCGCUGGCCAUCGAGGACCGUGUUCUUUCCCGCUACACAGCUGAGCUGGACCACGCAGUGGCGCAGACCGUUCAGCCCAUCGCGGCUGUGAUGGUUUGUUUCGGGCUGACACAGGCCAUCGAAUAUUGGUUCCUGGCCCUAGGUUUCUGGUAUGGCUGCCGCCUCAUGGCAUCUGAUGAAACGACCCUGUACAACUUCUUUGUUGCCUUCAUGGGCGUGUUUUUCGCCGGUCAGGCCACCGCCCAGAUGUUUCAGUUUUCAACCAGCAUUACCAAUGCGAAGAACGCGGCCAAUUACAUGUUCUGGAUCUCUGGGCUGCAACCAACGGUGCGGGAGACCGACGAAAACCGCGAUAACAGUCCAAAGUCCGGCGGCCCAAUCUCGUUGGACAGUGUCCGAUUCUCGUAUCCCUUACGGCCGGACGCCAUGGUUCUACGGGGAUUGAAUCUGGAGAUCACCAAGGGCCAGUUCGUGGCAGUGGUCGGUGCUUCGGGGUGCGGCAAGUCGACCGUUAUCGCCAUGCUCGAGCGCUUCUACGAUCCGUCUACCGGCAACAUCCGCAUCGAUGGCGAUGUCCUGAGCGAGCUUAACCCACGGCACUACCGCCGGAUUGUGUCUCUCGUCCAGCAGGAGCCAACGCUGUUCCAAGGAAGCAUCCGAGAGAACAUUGCGCUCGGUAUUGACGACCCGACAGCUCCCGUCGACACGGCCGCAUCGUCCGCCACCGCUCAAGGUCCCACGGUCUCCGACUCGCAGAUCGAAGCGGCCCUGCGUGCCGCUAACGCUUGGGAGUUCGUGUGUUCGCUUCCCGAUGGCCUAUCCACCGCGGCAGGGCCCAAUGGCACGCAGCUUUCGGGGGGCCAGCGCCAGCGUAUUGCCAUUGCUCGCUCGCUGAUCCGGAACCCCAAGAUAUUGUUGCUUGACGAGGCGACCAGCGCCCUGGAUACGGAGAGCGAGAAGAUUGUGCAGAGUGCCCUGGCCGAGGCGGCCAAGGAUGGGGACCGCAUCACCGUCGCCGUGGCGCAUCGGCUGUCGACGAUCAAAGAGGCCGACAUGAUCUGCGUGUUCCACGACGGCAAGAUCGUGGAGAAGGGGACACACGAGGAAUUAAUCGCUCUCGGAGGGAUGUAUCGCAAGAUGUGCGAGGCGCAGAACAUCGAGUAAGGGGGAAGGGGGGCCGCGUGGAAUAAUAGUGCACCAGGGUCAUGUCCCGGUCAGCGAGGUGCUCCGACUGACUAACUACCUCACUUAAGGACAACUACUUCCAUACGGCAGAUAGUCUCACACGAGGGAGCUGCCAUUAUCCUUCAGACUCCACUCAACGCCCGCUAUUCAAGGGUGGAAGUGUAUUAUCAACGCAAAACACAAUGUUCCCAGCACCGACGGCCUUCUUAGAUUCCCUCUUUAUUGUUCUGGAUCUUGAUCUUUUCGAAUAGAAUUAAUUUUGGUAACAGGACAGAUACCAAUUAGUGGUUGUACUCUAUUCAACUUUGACUGUCAUUAAUACACAAUAAUUAGAAGCCUUCCGGGGUAAUUCAUACAACUAUCUCUUAGAUACCU